Molecule: messenger RNA, 834 nt
Organism: Trypanosoma theileri
Lineage: Eukaryota; Euglenozoa; Kinetoplastea; Trypanosomatida; Trypanosomatidae
Exons: 1
Coding region: 1-834 (277 amino acids)
Source: RefSeq, a predicted model, not a curated record
AUGAUGAUGAUGAUGCGCCGUGUGAUGUGUGUGUUGGCCGUUGUGCUGUGCUGCGCCUGCGGGUACACCAUGACGGCUGCUGCUGCUGAUGGUCAGCCAAAGGUGGUCAUUACUUCCGAUAUGGUGAAGGAAGCUCAUGAUAUUAGUUGGGAUCAGUUUCCUGCUGUUACAAGCAAGGAAAAAGAGGAAGAUGCAAAGUACCGUAAGUGUAGGGAUGACCCUAAUCAUGAAGUUCAGGGAAUAAACUGUUCAUUUUGGAAAGAAUUUAGGAAGGUCGUUCCUAGUCAAGCAAACUCCAUUAACCCUCAGGUACCACAAACACAACAACAUCAAGGUAGUUUAUCCAGGGAAGGAGAAGAGCAUGCACAGGAUGUUCCAGCGGGGAGAGAAACACCUGCGAGUGGUGCAAGUCCAGAAAAUGGAGCGGGAGCUGUGCCCCAAUCUGGUGUUGACGCAGAAAGUGCACCAGAGAAAUCAAGUACAUCCUCAAAACCACCUUCUUCACCGACUGCACCUGCAGAGGGCAGCACAACCUCGACAGCAUCCGCAAACGAGAAUACAGGUAACCCUCAAUCUCCUGCAACUGUUGGUGCGACUCUCACUUCAGACUCACAGGAAACCACUUCCACUACUCCGCCGAACACCGAGAACACUCUCAGUGAAGCACCAACUACCACUCCAUUUCCUGAACCUGUAACCGACACACAGAUCAGCAGCAUUGCCCCCACUGUACAGAUGAAGGCUAACGUUGACAGCAGUAUCAGUCCUGUGUGGAUGCGCACUGCAGUACCACUACUGAUGGUGGCUGUGUUGUUCUCCGUUACCCUGUACUGA